Molecule: messenger RNA, 204 nt
Organism: Rotaria sordida
Lineage: Eukaryota; Metazoa; Rotifera; Eurotatoria; Philodinida; Philodinidae
Source: the annotation of a GenBank genome assembly
AUGUUUGAUACAAAGAUUAAAAUAAGUAUUAGCGUUAAUUCAAAUAUUGAUUCUAAUAAAGAAUUAUUUCGACCAUUACCUCCAUAUCUAUACAAUGAUGAUUCUGUUUAUCAAUUAGAACGUGAAAAUAUUUUUUCAAAAAAUUGGAUUUAUGUUGGUCGACUUGAUAAAUUAAAAAAUUUAGGUGAUUUUUUUUAUCAAUAA